Messenger RNA from Schistosoma turkestanicum, 1015 nucleotides. NCBI's taxonomy places the organism in Eukaryota, Metazoa, Platyhelminthes, Trematoda, Strigeidida, Schistosomatidae. The record is from the annotation of a GenBank genome assembly.
GAUGUUUCUAAUUGCCUGUGAGAAUCAACCAAUAGGAAUGCAGUUGGAUAUUCCCCGCGGUUUUUAACUGGCGGCUGUCUGUAGUUAAACUUGGUGUUAUAACAGUAAAGCUGUGAAUGUCAGCACAGGAUCAACCGGCAUUCGUUGUUCUGGACACUAAUCAAGGAACUAUAACUAUUGAACUUUAUUGGAAGCAUGCGCCGAAAACCUGCCUUAAUUUUGCUGAGUUAGCAAAGCGUGGUUACUACAAUGGUGUUGCCUUUCAUCGUGUUAUCCGGGAUUUUAUGAUACAAGGAGGAGAUCCAACAGGUACUGGCCGAGGCGGAGCAUCAAUAUAUGGCGCUUAUUUUGCGGAUGAAAUUCACGCUGACCUAAAGCACACUGGAGCUGGAGUUGUUUCAAUGGCAAAUGCCGGUCCAAAUACGAAUGGCAGUCAGUUUUUUAUAACUUUGGCUCCUACCCAGUGGCUAGAUGGUAAACAUACUAUUUUUGGACGUGUUGCCUCCGGUAUGAAAGUUGUCCAGCGCCUAGGUAUGGUCGAUGUUGAUCAAGCAGAGAGGCCUCGUGAGCUUAUCAAAAUAAAUCGUGCGAGCACGACAAAUGCUAUAUAAAUUACCUCACCGAUACCUAAAUUUGUAUAAAAUUUACUAAUCAAAUAUUGUAUAAUCUGUGACGUUUAUUUUGACCCUCAGGCGGCAGGCCUAUUUAGCCAUUACGGAAAUUCCGGGUUAAUACCAGUCCUGUUGUCCAAACAUGCAUUUGUACUUGUAGAACAUUGUUCUAUUCUGACAUCACAGAAAAAGUAUCCGGCUAUUUCAUCAGAUAUUAUUCUUUCUGUAUAUAUGAUUAUAGAACGUAUUAAUACGGUAAAACAACUACUUUCUGUCAAUGUUGCUUUUUCUGACGCAUAUGGAAAACAAUUUCCAGUUUGUUACACUCAGCAUCAUAACUGCGAUAACGUUUACGAGUAUUAAAUCGAAUACUUUAUUCCAUACAUUAAGUUUUAGCAAGUCGU